Blastomyces dermatitidis ER-3 is the source of this 462-nucleotide messenger RNA. RefSeq lists its product as uncharacterized. The record is from RefSeq and is a predicted model, not a curated record. The transcript has a single exon. Bases 43 to 303 code for a protein of 86 amino acids. NCBI's taxonomy places the organism in Eukaryota, Fungi, Ascomycota, Eurotiomycetes, Onygenales, Ajellomycetaceae.
UACGCUGAACCAAUAUUAGGGCUUGGUUCAGUGUUGCGAGAAAUGAAUAAGGAGAUUCUUAAUGCCUUACGAGAGGUCCCUGAGAAGGCUCCUGAGAAAGCCACUAGAUUGUUUCUGCAAGAAGUAAAUGAAAUACUUCCGGAGGAUUGGAAGGAUAGUGAUGAGGUCAUUCCAUAUCGGCGUUAUGCUGCAAUUCUACGCAUUUUUGCAAGCAAUCCUGCAAUGGCUCAGGUUUAUCUGGGAUUCAGUAAUAGCUCGAAGGAGCAGCGAUGUGCUUUUAUAAUGGAUAUACUUGAGGAGUAGGGGGGGAAAAAGUAGGGGGAAUGUGGGUGAAAAGUAGGGUGGUUCGGUGAAGAUCUUUGUACUGUAACUUACAUAGUCAAUCAUAGUAGUUAUAGAACAACAUUCUAAGCCGAGUGGAGUUGGUUGACAAAUCCAGUCCCGAAGAAUCGGGCUUGGCAG